Messenger RNA from Cannabis sativa, 1823 nucleotides. Its product is annotated as peptidyl-prolyl cis-trans isomerase CYP40-like. Gene Ontology annotation, biological process: protein peptidyl-prolyl isomerization. The transcript is spliced from 9 exons. Lineage: Eukaryota; Viridiplantae; Streptophyta; Magnoliopsida; Rosales; Cannabaceae. The record is from RefSeq and is a predicted model, not a curated record. The coding region runs from base 241 to 1326 and encodes 361 amino acids. Gene Ontology annotation, molecular function: protein binding; peptidyl-prolyl cis-trans isomerase activity.
GAAAAAAUUGGCAGAUUGGGAGAGAGAGAGGUAGUAGAAGAGGGAGAGAGGCAUUUCGAAAUAAAUAGGGUGGUGGGGAUGACUUAAUAGGGUUCUGAAUAGUUACUUCUGUCUCUUGUUUCUCACUAUAACGAAACACAACUUCACCAAGAAGACUCUAGAAACCUCCUCCUCAAACGUAUAUACCCCUUUGCCUAUAUAUACUUAUAUGCAAGGAGAGAGAAAGCAGAGCUGCAUAUAAUGGGGAAGACAAGGUGUUUUCUUGAUAUUAGUAUCGGAGGAGAGCUCGAAGGCAGGAUAGUGGUGGAGCUAUAUGACGAUGUGGUGCCCAAAACCGCCGAAAAUUUCAGGGCUCUUUGUACCGGAGAGAAGGGCAUUGGUCCCAACACUGGUGUCCCACUCCACUACAAGGGAGUUCGUUUUCAUAGAGUUAUCAAGGGCUUUAUGGUUCAGUGUGGGGAUAUUUCAGCGGGAGAUGGUACUGGGGGAGAAUCUAUCUACGGCUUGAAAUUUGAAGAUGAGAAUUUCGAAGUGAAACAUGAGAGGAAGGGGAUGUUGUCAAUGGCUAACUCUGGUCCAGACACAAAUGGCUCUCAGUUUUUCAUCACAACAACUCGCACUUCUCAUUUGGAUGGGAAACAUGUUGUUUUUGGGAAGGUAACUAAAGGAAUGGGGGUCGUACGGUCAAUUGAGCACAUUACAAUUGGUGAGGGAGAUUGUCCAACUGCUGAGGCCAUCAUUGCAGACUGUGGGGAGAUUCCCGAGGGGGAGGAUGAUGGAAUCUGUAAUUUUUUCAAUGAUGGUGACAUAUAUCCUGACUGGCCAGCUGAUCUCGAUGAGAGUCCUAGUGACUUGUCAUGGUGGAUGACUGCCGUUGAAGCAGUUAAGGCCUUUGGUAAUGACUCAUACAAGAAACAAGACUUUAAGAUGGCUCUUAAAAAGUAUAGGAAGGCCUUGCGUUACCUGGAUAUAUGUUGGGAAAAAGAUGGCAUUGAUGAAGGGAGGAGUUCGUCUUUGAGAAAGACAAAGUCGCAGAUUUUUACAAACAGCUCUGCCUGUAAGCUGAAAUUAGGAGAUCUGAAAGGAGCACUAUUAGACACCGAUUUUGCAAUGCGCGAUGGAGAGAAUAAUGUGAAAGCUCUGUUUCGCCAAGGUCAGGCUUACAUGGCCCUUAAUGACAUUGAUUCUGCAGUUGAAAGCUUCAAGAAGGCAAUAGAUUUGGAGCCAAAUGAUGCUGGAAUAAAAAAAGAACUCGCCAUUGCUAAGAAGAGGAUUGCUGAUAGGCGCGAUCUGGAGAGAAAAGCAUACAGCAAAAUGUUUCAAUAGCAUUUUAGCAGGAAAACCGGCUGCCCACAAAUUCAGAGAAUGUAUCAGAUUUCAUGAACUUAAUAGUUAGAGUCAAGUGGUUCAGGCUUUUUUGGCUACUACCCACAUUCUGGAGGAGAUUAAGGUAAUAAAUUGUUAAGAAUAGUCUACAUCAUUGUUCUCGAAUGAUUUAGCUGUGGUUUUCUUUCAAGCAAUUAGGUCUUUGUUUCUUGUUAUGGCCAUACUUACCAAUGCUCUUUUUGGUUUUUUUGGUAGGUUUUUUUUUAAUAUGAAUGGAGAACAAACCGCUCCCCACAGGAUAUAUACAAACUGUAAAAAUUCUGAGGCUUGAACCAAAUCUGAUAGAGUUCUAGUUCGUUUUUGUUCAUCUCUUCAUGUGGGAAGUCUUUUCUAGCUUAGAGAAACUUGUUAACUUUUACUGGAUUAUUAUAAAUCAAGAAUUUUGUCAUAUUCCAUUUGGGAAAGGAUUUUGGGUAUAUAGUGUGAAAUUUUGAUUU